AUGCCGCAUGCAGCCUGGAGCGAAGACAGAGGCAGAGUCACAGACGCGGACACGCCCACGCCAUCCAGAGGACAGAGAGGGCCCGCGACAAACAGGCGGCGAGCAAGGGAAGGCGAGGCUCGGGCGGUUGUGGGAGAGCAGGAAGAAGCCGCGAACGGCAAGUAUCAAGUAUGCGGCGACGGAAGGAGAAGGAGCGGGUGUGCUGCUGUUUCUGUUCUUUCUUCUUUUCCCCGCCAACAGCAACACGAUGGACGACAGCAGCACGGUCGAUUUGCGAAAAUGAAGAAAAGUAAGCGACAAGCGCACUCGUUAUAUCGCCUGCAUGGCCUGUUGCGCCAAAGCGAAGAUCCAACAAAGGGCCAAACAAGGGAGAAAGCGACGGAGCCUGCCCUGCCGUCUACGAACCACGGCGUUCAGAGUCUCUCUUCUUCACGCUGGGCUGCUGUUAUUGGGCCGUCCUCUUCGCCUGUCUUUUUCUUCGGGCGAGAAAAUUCGCGCAACGCAGACCUGGAUGUUUUCUUUUGGCUGCUCGUGCUCUUACUGGAACUACGCCUGGGUUUGGGGGUACCUUAG
Talaromyces proteolyticus is the source of this 573-nucleotide messenger RNA. RefSeq lists its product as uncharacterized. The record is from RefSeq and is a predicted model, not a curated record. Lineage: Eukaryota; Fungi; Ascomycota; Eurotiomycetes; Eurotiales; Trichocomaceae. The transcript has a single exon. Bases 1 to 573 code for a protein of 190 amino acids.